UCCGUCGAACGGCACUACCACGACGCACUAUCGCUCAGGCUAGAGUCGGUUGAUUUCAUUUUUCUCAAUUCGCGAGUGAAUUACAGAGCAGGAGGAAGUGCUGCUGUAAUAAAAGUCUAGCUGAAGACCUUCGAGGUUCCAGUCUUAUUUCAAACAGGGCGUAAACCCGUCAACAUGGUGAACCGUAAUCCGGUCAUUAAGUAUACGAAGAUUUUUAUCAACAAUGAAUUUGUCGAUGCGGUGAGUGGGAAGACUUUUCCGAGCGUCAAUCCGGCUACGGAAACUGUUGUUGCACAGGUUGCUGAAGGUGACAAGGCUGAUGUGAAUAAAGCUGUUGAGGCCGCGAAGAAAGCGUUUGAACGAGGGUCAAAAUGGAGGAGCAUGCCCCCAAGUGGCCGAGGUAUCCUUCUCAACAAGCUAGCUGAUCUGAUCGAUCGCGACGCGGACCAAAUAGCGAGUAUCCAAACGCUGGAGAACGGCAAACCCUGGACCCAUUCCUUCGGCGAGUGUACAAUGACCUCAAGCAUUCUGAGAUACUACGCUGGUUGGGCUGAUAAAAUUCACGGCGAAACAGCUGCAACAGACGAUAACAGCGUGGUGAUGACCAGAAAGGAACCAAUAGGCGUUGUUGGACAAAUUACACCCUGGAAUGGACCGAUCGUUCUUCUUGCCUUCAAGUUGGGCCCAGCAGUAGCAGCUGGAUGUACCGUCGUUCUUAAACCGGCUGAACAAACGCCAUUGUGCACGCUACAUGUUGCGGCGUUGAUAAAGGAAGCUGGAUUCCCACCGGGUGUCAUCAACAUCGUUCCUGGGUAUGGACCUACUGCUGGGGCCGCUGUCUCCGAACAUCCGGACAUUAUGAAAGUCGCUUUCACAGGAUCCGUUGAGGUUGGUAAGAAGAUUAUGGUAGCGUCUGGCAACACAAAUCUCAAACGCGUGACUCUGGAGCUCGGCGGGAAGAGCCCUCUUGUUAUCUUCGAUGAUGCUAAUGUUGAUGAAGCUGUUAAAAUUGCUCACGACGCGAUCUUCACCAACUCCGGUCAAAUUUGCAUCGCAGCCUCGCGAGUUUUUGUUCAAUCAAAAAUCCAUGAUGAAUUUGUCAAGAAGUCCAAGGCAUUGACACUCAAAAGAAAACUCGGGGAUCCUUUUGAUCCUGCAACUGAGCAAGGACCACAGGUUGACGAUGAGAUAUUCGAGAGGGUGCUGAGUUACCUCAAAGCGGGGAAAGAGGACGGAGCUACUCUGGAAGUUGGUGGAGAGAGAUUUGGAAAAGUUGGCUACUACGUUAUGCCGACGAUUUUCUCCAAUGUGAAGGACAACAUGAGAAUUGCGCGAGAGGAAAUAUUUGGACCUGUACAGUCGAUUCUCAAGUUUGAUACUAUGGAGGAAGUUAUCAAACGAGCCAAUGAUACCACCUAUGGUCUCAGCGCUGGAGUUAUCACUAAUGAUAUCAAUAGGGCUCUCAAAUUCGCUCAGGCUGUUGAAUCUGGGAAUGUUUGGGUCAAUCAGUACGACGCAAUUUGCCCUCAAGCACCGUUCGGUGGAUGCAAGCAAUCGGGAAUUGGACGUGAAUUGGGUGAAGAGGCAUUGGAUAAUUAUCUGGAGACAAAAUCAAUCCACAUAAAGCUGUCAUCAUAAUCGAACACCACUCACACUCAAAGUACAUCUAUAAAUACACGCUGUGGAAGAACUCAUCCCAAUUAUAGCUGGAUUAAAAAAUGUUCCACAGUCCAUUUUCUGAUGAAACAUUUCAAAUGCAACAAUAAACAAGUUGAUAAUUGCA
Molecule: messenger RNA, 1783 nt
Organism: Diachasma alloeum
Lineage: Eukaryota; Metazoa; Arthropoda; Insecta; Hymenoptera; Braconidae
Product: retinal dehydrogenase 1
Exons: 10
Coding region: 175-1638 (487 amino acids)
Molecular function (GO): aldehyde dehydrogenase (NAD+) activity
Source: RefSeq, a predicted model, not a curated record